Messenger RNA from Hemicordylus capensis (graceful crag lizard), 3475 nucleotides. RefSeq names its product regulatory factor X5 (gene RFX5). The record is from RefSeq and is a predicted model, not a curated record. The transcript is spliced from 12 exons. NCBI's taxonomy places the organism in Eukaryota, Metazoa, Chordata, Lepidosauria, Squamata, Cordylidae. Gene Ontology annotation, biological process: regulation of transcription by RNA polymerase II. The coding region runs from base 466 to 2673 and encodes 735 amino acids. Gene Ontology annotation, molecular function: RNA polymerase II cis-regulatory region sequence-specific DNA binding; DNA-binding transcription factor activity, RNA polymerase II-specific.
UUUCUGUUUUAUUUUGCAAUGCAAAGUGCUAACGUGCGUGGCAAGGAGUAAAUACAACAGGCUUGUUAUUAUUACUGUUGUUUCUUUGCAAGCGCAGAUUGCUGGAUCCAGGAGGGGAGCAAGCAAGGAUUGCACAGUUUGGGAUCUGUGAACUCUGGGACGGUUUUUGCAAAGACACCUUUUGCGAUUUCAGGCUUUUUUCCUUUUUCCUUUUUAAAAAAGAGAGCGACUUGGCCAAGAGGGAAAGAAGGAUCGCAGUCCCCCAGGUGCGAGGGAAAGAACUUGUGAUCAGUCCCGGGCUGGCAGGAGUUUGGAGCUUCUUGUGAACCAGCUGGUGACAAUAUGUGGAGCAGCUGAGUUCUGCAAAGUCUUUGCUUCCAGUCUAGCAGGUCCACUUUACAUUGCUGUUUUGCAGAUCCAGAGGAAAAGACUUAGUCCUCCGACUGAGCCAGGGAAUCCGAUGUCAUGGCGGAUGACAAUGGGCUGUAUAUCAAAAUUGUGGAAAAUGGGAGUGAAACCUUGGAAGCGGAUCCCCAAGCUGCUACCGCCGAGCCAAGUACUUUGCUGCAAAAACUGAAAGGCACCAUCUCGAAGUCAAUCCAGAGCAAGGUCGACUCUAUUCUGCAAGACGUCCAGAGGUUCACCGACCACGCCAAGCUUUAUCUCUACCUCCAGCUGCCUUCAGGCCCCAGUUCGGGAGAGAAAAACCUGGAUCUCACUUCUCUGAGCUCGGCUGAACACAUGCAUGCUUGCACCUGGAUCCGGAAUCACCUGGAGGAGUACCCGGACACCUGCUUGCCGAAACAGGACGUGUACGAUGCUUACAAGCGAUACUGCGACAACCUUUGCAGCCGCUCCCUAAGCGCGGCCAAUUUUGGCAAGAUCAUCCGGGAGAUCUUCCCAAACAUCAAAGCGAGGAGAUUGGGCGGACGAGGGCAGUCCAAAUAUCCUUCCGUGUUUCAAGUCAAGUUUCUGUGCCCACAGUCGCAGAAGGACAUGGGAAACGAAAGCAGAAGUUUGGCUUAUCUCCUUAACUCUGCCCCAACGUAUUGCUACAGUGGGAUACGAAGAAAGACGGUGGUCAAUAUGCCUCCCCUUCCCAGCCUGGAUCUUAAAGAAACCGAGAUGCCGGAGCAGCCAGACCUCGUCCAGUCCUACAACGAUGACGUGAUGGACGCGGCCUGUGCUUUGACUUGUGACUGGGCCGAGAAGAUCCUCAAGCGCUCCUUCAACAACAUUGUGGAGGUGGCCCAGUUCCUCAUCCAGCAACACAUCAUCAGCUCCCGUUCAACCCAUGCUGACCUCGUCAUGGCCACGGUGGUCUCAGAAACCGGAGAUAACCAUAAAGAAAAGCGGCCGCCCCUAAACCUGAAGAAACAUGAGCCGGAAACCCAAGAGAAUGCAGCCAAAACACAGCCUCCGGUGAAAAAGGAGAACAGCCCCAAGCCGCCUGCCGCCCCCCUGCGGAACGAGGCGAAGAAACCGGCGGAAGUCCCCGCCAAGCCCGCCAGCAGCCCUCAGGUCAAUGCCUUGGUGGCCCGCCUGCCCCUGCUGCUGCCUCGCGUCCGCGUCCAGCCCGUGGAGAGGCUGGUGGUGUCCCCGGGGACGGCCGCCGUGCACUCUUCCCCCACGGUCUUGGCCCCCAGCCUCACGGCGGCGCCUAUGGGAGGCACUGUCAAGAUGGCCCUCUCGGUCGCUCCGGCCUCCCCUUCUCUGCCCCUCAACCUGGCCCCGGCAGUGAACGGCCCGGGCAGCCUGGUCAGCCCGGCGGGGGCCGUGCCCGUCAUCAACAUGAUCCUCCCUGGCGUGGCCGUGCCCCCCAGGGCGGAGAUCCCCCCCAAGCGCGCCCCCGGCGACGGAAGUGUCAACGGCUGCGAGGCCAGGCGGAGCCCCUACGAACCGCCGCCCAAGAGCAAGUCCCCGAGCAAGCGGCCGGCCGAGCCGUCCAGUGAGACGGCGACGGUCAAGAGGAAGCGGGGGCGGCCCCGGAAGAAGCCCGAGGAGGCCGAACUGCCGCCGGAGAAGCGUGCCGCGACACAGGCCCCGCCCGGCGCCAAGGAGGAUUCCGACAUCAUUGUCGUGACGGUGGGCUACGAAGGCCGCCCGGCUUCUCCCUCCUCCCACAAGGGGCUCCGAGGAAAGGGUCCAGAUGUGGAGGUCAUCCCGGCGAAAGAUGCGAAAGGGGCACCCCCCGGGGACGCCAGCCAGGAGGGCCCGUGCGUGGCCAGCAGCUGUAUCGUCGGCAACGCCGCCAAAGCGGCCGUUCUGCCCUCCCAGGUGAGCGUCAUCAAGGGCCGGAGGUCGGCCCCGCUGAGCCUGGCAAAGGAGGCCGGAAGUAGCUCGCAGGAGGCAGGAGGCGGCUUGUGGGAGGCAGGAAGUGCCUCCCAGGAGGCCACGCGGAUGGGCCAAGGCGUGGCCGCGGCAAGAAGUGCCACCCACACGAUCGGAGCGAGGGACUCGGAGCGCGCGGAGAGGCACAGCCCAUUCGACUCGGACCUUCAGCCCACCGAUCUUUCCCUUGGCAAAAGCAGCGCCUCCUCUUCCAGGGACCCCCCGGGUGCCGUUAGCUUGCGGGGGUCGUCGGUGUCCUUGCACCAGGUGGGCACAGACCAGGGCAAGGCCGUGGCAGCCACAAGCCCCCCAGUGACUUCUGCGCAGGCACCCAGUCGGUAACGUCCCCCCCCCCCGCCCGCCCGGCAUACGCAUCCCGUCACCGUGUGAUUGAUGCCCAGCCGAGCUUCUUCGUCCGACGCAUCCCACUUCUGCCUGCUUUGCCGAUUUAAGGCGCGUAGAAGGAACGCGCCGAGAGCUUGCUCAACUCUCUCUAACCACCUAUAACUCUCUCCGCAGUUCAUGCAAGGUUAUGCCUUUGCUCAUGUUUCGCCCUCUUGGGGUCCGUCCCUCCCCGCUUUGCUGGAAAGCCCAGGUGGCAAUUCUGGCUUCCGAUUGAUAAACACAGGCACAGUUAAGCCACGGGAGAAGGUAAACGGGAAAUUUGGGAGGCGAUUGAGGGGAACGCCUUGAGCUGAUUGAUUGCAUGGAGACGUUUCUGUGACUUCUUGGAAAUUUCCUCUCUUAACCGUUUAAUUGGAGGCAAUGCAAAUAUUUUGUGAGGAGGGAGCUCUUGACGCUUUCCUCCGAUUUUGAGAGUGUGUGUUUGUGUGUGAAUGAAAUGUUCAAAUCUGGGGUGGGGGGAAGCAUUGCCUCACCAUCUCCCCCCACCCCUGCCUGAGCUCUGUUGUUGAGAGACAAUCAUGUCACAGCCAACAUCCCAAAGCGUUUCUCUUUCAUCUUAAAAUGUUCCGCUCCCACCGAUGUGGGGAAAGUUUUCUUUCAAAAUUGGCCGUGCCAUUAUUUCAACUUUAAAAAAAAAAAAAAGUUGGACUUUCUGGCUAAUUCUUUUCCCUCUUUCAAACGUUCAUCUAUGCUUUUGAUUACAAAUACUGAAUAAAAACAUACAGAUUUUUUUUUUUAA